AGUCCUUGCUAGCUUGCUGCUGGUGUCGAGCCUAGCUAGGGGAGAGAAACCGUGGGAGAAUGUAGAAAACGUAUGACCAAAAGAAAAAGAAUAAAGUUAAGGAUUGAUAAACAUCUGGCAACGUGGAAGAAAGAAACUGAACAGGUAUCACCAGCAACUUGGCAACAUCUCUUCUCUCCCCUGGCUCUUCAGUGUGUAAGGACACCGCCCAAUAUCAUAUCUUAGUCACCCAGUGCCUCUUUACCUAGUACAUUAUUUCCCCUUACAUUUCACCAGUGCUAAAACUAACACCAGCAGGACAGAAGAAACUCAAGUGACUUUUGAACAAAGUCAGAUACACUGCAGCUACCAAAGUUCCCCGUCAGUACUCGUUGCCCCCAGAAUCCAACCUUAUCCAAGCGUCUGAUAAGUGUAAACCUCAGAACUCCUCAUCAUUCAUCAGCAUUUCUCAGUUCUCUCAUCAAGAAAGCUGUAGACAGCACUUAGCACCAUUAUGGCCUCCAUCAACCAGUCAUCCGAGCCGGAGAUCCCAGACAACCACAAAGAGAGCUGGCUGGCGCUACUUUCUGCUGCAGAAAUGUACUGCCAAAAGUCUGGCUGCGACCUGGCUAUACUUACAGCAUGUAAGAAGUUCCGGUCCUCGGCUGGAGGCGGAGAUGGGAUGAGGAAACGGGAGAGCAGCAGUGCCUUUCCUAAGGAGUGUGACUUCUCCUACAAUGUAUGGGGUCAAGGAUUUCUGGCUGAGUCGGCGCGCCGCUACAUGGAUGACAUCGGCGUGCUGCACUCCACGACCAUGCUAACAGCCCAAAAGCACACACGCCAGGCGGGGGGAGAGGGAGGAACCAAGCUGGUGGUUGACAUGACCUCUGACCCCGGACACAGGGGGAGCUUUACAGGAGACGGAGGCGUGGGUGGAGUUAGUCCCAAUAGCAGAUAUUCCCAAAGCUACCCAUCAAUCUACAAUGCGGGAGCUGUGACCGGGCAGGGCGGCGGGCAGAACGGUAAUGGAGAGAGGGAGAUGGAGAAGAGUGUGCUGGAGGCAGAGCGGGGGAGACAGAGAUCUGGGAUUGUGGACUUGGAAGAAGAGUGUGAGGACGAGGAAGAGGAGGAGGACAUGGAUGAGAGGAGACCCUAUGGGAAUGAAAGUGCCGGUGUCUUCUCUAUGGACGAGGACUCGCUGUCUCGGGACUGCGAGCCGUUCUUUGAGUCGGAUGGGGAGGAGGAGAGCACUGAUGGCUCUUUGAGUGAGGACGCUCCCCCGCCGACACGCGGCAUGGCUAUGGGUCAUGCUGCGUACUCGUCCCGUAACGCCCACCCCAUGGCUCUUGCCCGAUCACUACCUGUGUCUGUGCCUGUGUGGGGCUGCAGAGGAAACAGGGCUCAAGGAGACAGCAACAGUGGAGAGCGGGUGGGCUGUGCUGACCUGGAGCAUAUCGCAGCCAGUAUGAAGGCCUUGCUGGCCCCCGGAGCCAACGAUGGGACGGAAAUGUUUGGGGCCCUGCCUCGGCCCCGUCUCAACACAGGGGACUUCUCUCUCAAGCACUGAGAGGGAGACAGAGAGGCGAGUGGAUGGAGAGAAAGUGAAAGGGAUAGAGAGAGAGAGAAAGGUUGUCGUGAUGGGAGGAAACCUGGAUUGGCGGGCAGAUGUGACGUGCAGGAUGUGAAAACUGUAAAAGCUAGUACCUCCAUUUAUUUCUCACUAACCAAAAUUAACGGCACAUGCUUCGAGGAAAGAGAAAUGUUGUUAUGAACACUAAUAACAUUUUCAACACUAUUCCCCCACAUCAACAACACACGUGUCACAAUACCAGCUACUACACAUCCCAAAACACUAUGUUAGGAUUGGACUCCCAAGACGAGCGUGUAGUGCCCCACUGCACUGGCCAACCACGACACUAAAACAGGGUGUAUAGUAGCCUAAUGGCUGAUUGUUGAUAGUUAUGCACCUUGUGUGCUGAUAAAGGUUUUGGGAAGUUUGCUUAUUGGCAAUAUUACCUUUAAAUGAUGAGCGUUUAGGGAGCAGCUGUCUCUAGCUGGUUGAUCAUUGGCUCCAAUGUUGCAUGCUAAUGCUGUAGCAUCAUAUAUUAGCAUUGUUAUUAUGUGUAGUAGCUUUAAAGCUAAAUGCUAUGUUACCCUAAACAAUAUAUGGCUGAAGGAUGGCAGUUUGGUCACUUUUCUGAAAUAUGAUAUUAAAUUAGCUUAAACAGUUCAUUUUAGUCUUAACACUGGGGAGACGGUUAGCUUAGCUUAGCUUAGAGUGAAAGCAGGUGGAAACGGCUAGCCUGGCUCUCUAUUUUGGGGGCAUUGCUUUUAGGAAAUAUUUUCACAAUAAAUUUUUGAUAAAUCAUUAUUGAUGAAGAUAUAAUGACCACUUUGCUGUGAUGCUGCCUUGAAAACCAGGAAAAGACAACACUAAUAUCCAAAAUUUAAUACCACAUCUAGUCUCAUAUGACAAUGUCGAUGUAAUUUAACUAGUGAAAUUAGAUGCAAACAAGCUGUGUACAGUUUGUAUUUGAAUUAAAUGAAUUGGCGUUACUAUAACCUACAUUUAGCCCCUUAAAAUGGUCAUUUUCACAUUUCUUUGUGUUGGAGGGUGUAAUUGUGAACUUGUAAGUUUGCUUCCAGUCUUUAUGCUAAGCCAAGCCAACCGCCUCCCAGCUCGUACUCGUGGCCCUGCCGUCAGUUACCUCUUCUGAAGUUUUAGCAUGAGGCACAAGAGCCAGUGAUCUCCCAGGACCACGUAGACGUUUUACCUGCUCGCUCCUAUCGUUUGCAGGUUAGGUAGACCAACAGGUCAUGUGUUGACAUCGUCCAAUCCCCCAGAAAAAAACCCAACACCAAUCUAUCCCUUGAAGGGGUAGAAACCAGAGAAAUGGUUGACUUAACAUGAAGCUUGUGGCUUUUCAAAAAUGUGAGCGGAGGACACCAGCACCUCCUCAUAACAUGCCUAUUUGUACUUUUAUUUUUGCCAAUGAAUGACUGACUGAUAGAAUGAUUGUAAAUCAAUACUGAGUUCUAGGUUUUGUUUUUUUUUUUGCUCCAGAGAUCUGGUUUGAAAUGACAGAAUGAAUGAGAAAGUGACUGUGUGAGAAAGAGAGAGAGAGAGAGAGAGAGAGAGAGAGAGAGGUUGAUUGGAAAGGAACAAAUGUCCAUCUCUGACAUUUCAAAAACAAAUAAAUGUUCUGUUAAGUACUUUUGUUUCAAAUAAAGGAGCAACACCAAGAGAAAA
Plectropomus leopardus (leopard coralgrouper) is the source of this 3229-nucleotide messenger RNA. RefSeq names its product AKT1 substrate 1 (proline-rich) (gene akt1s1). The record is from RefSeq and is a predicted model, not a curated record. NCBI's taxonomy places the organism in Eukaryota, Metazoa, Chordata, Actinopteri, Perciformes, Serranidae. Gene Ontology annotation, cellular component: cytoplasm. Gene Ontology annotation, biological process: negative regulation of protein kinase activity; neurotrophin TRK receptor signaling pathway; negative regulation of TOR signaling.